Molecule: messenger RNA, 3368 nt
Organism: Anopheles maculipalpis
Lineage: Eukaryota; Metazoa; Arthropoda; Insecta; Diptera; Culicidae
Product: zinc finger protein 62 homolog
Exons: 2
Coding region: 9-3368 (1119 amino acids)
Biological process (GO): regulation of transcription by RNA polymerase II
Cellular component (GO): nucleus
Molecular function (GO): zinc ion binding; RNA polymerase II transcription regulatory region sequence-specific DNA binding; DNA-binding transcription factor activity, RNA polymerase II-specific
Source: RefSeq, a predicted model, not a curated record
ACAUCAAGAUGGACCUGUUGGCAGAACAGGAGCCUGAACCGGCCGUGGAUGAUGAUCCGGUGGAUGUACCGAAUCAAAAUCCCGAAACGUACUGCCGGUUUUGCUUCUCGGAGAACGAAAUUGAACCACUCUUUUCGUCGACUGGUGCGCAAGCAAAUGCCGAACUAUUGCAACGAAUAUACGAUUGUUUAGGCAUAAAACUAACCAAGAAGGAAUACUGCCCCAGCAGUAUAUGCUGGUCGUGUACGCUCACGAUGGAGGAGUUCCAGUGUUUCCGCAAACGGUGCUUGAAAUUUGAUGCUCUCGUGCGCAGUCUACGUCCGGUGGUGAAAUCUGAACCUGGCUGCCACAGUGGAACCACUACACCGACCGGAUUUAUGGAGAAAGAGCAAACGGCAAACACAAAGCAGGCUGCCACCAUCGGAAAGAUUGUCCGGCAAGAAAAGAGCACCACAGCCUAUGCCGGUCCUUCGGCUGAGUUGAAAUUUAAAUGCCAAUACUGUCCCCGAAACUUCAAGCAUAAAAUGUACUUAGAUCAGCAUCUUUGGAAGCACCGGGAUAUGAUUGCGCUGGAAAAAGCUGGCACGGGGCCGAAAAAAUCACACAUAAACGGAAAUGGCAACUCGACGGCGAAGAGUGUGCCAGCAGUAACUCUACCGGUAACGGCACCUGCUGCUACACCUCCCCCGGCUGGAAGCACCGCCACGGAUCGACCAAUUAGUUGUGAGCAUUGUCCAAGGAAAUUUACUCGCAAGAUGUAUUACAUGCAACAUCUUCGUAGACACAAACCAGACGAACGUUUGUUUCGAUGUAGACAUUGUCCGCGCAGCUUUACUUCGCACCUGCGGCGGGUCGGACACGAGCGCAAGAUACACGCAACCAAUCCGAAACCGGAGGAAAAGGACACCUUCUCCUGUCCAAAGUGUGGCAGGGUGUUCAAGCACAGGUCCUCGCUACGAAUGCAUAUGCUGAACCAUGAAGGCCAACUGCCGUACGGUUGCGAUAUAUGCAACUGUCGCUUCUACAGCGUCAGCUACCUUGCGCUGCACAGAAAGCGCUACCACGGACCGAACGCUGCCAGUGGCGCGGCGAACGGCACCUCCAUUCCCUGUCUGUACUGUUCCCGUUGGUUUUUGCGCGAGUGUGACCGGUCCAGCCAUAUCAAGCAGAUGCACGCGGAUAUGCACGCUAGCAAGGAGUCUGCCGCUGGGUUUAAUCAACUGCUUGAAGAUUGCCCACCAGCGGACAGCGAAGGAUUGACCGAUCCGGGCAUACUGCCACCAAACGUGCGAGAACCGAUGAUGGUUAUCAAGGAGGAGGAACCGGAUACGAAUGACUCUGCCCCGGCAACUGUCGCCGCCACUGCCGCCGAAUUGAAUGCAACGACAACCGGUCCUGGUACAUUCCAGUUCUACUGUUACUCCUGCGCCAUGCCCUUCGACACGGAGGAUAUGUACUCGGAACAUUUGGACGAUCAGCAUCCGUUUGGAGGUGAACAGCUUAUGGAUCAGCUGGAUGCAUCGUCCGCGAUGGAAGAGAAUGCGAAACUAUUCAAGUGUCCCUUCUGUCCGAAAACGUUCACGCGCAAAUGGAGCAUGACCCAGCACAUUCCAUCGCACAUGGCUAGGAAAGGGUAUCAGUGUGAAUACUGUCCAGCAAUCUUCACGCGCAACGAAUACCUGCGCACGCAUCGGCAGCGCAAGCAUCCGACACUGCCGGAGACGGGUUCGUACAAAUGUAGCUACUGUCCACGGAUGUUCCACAAAGCCCGCUACAAGAAGGUGCACGAACGAAUCGCACACAUAAAGAAAGGCGAUACGCUGCCGGAGGGGGACGAUACGGAAGGAUGGACGAAGGUGGACGACAAGAUGGACGAAAGUAGCAGUAGCAUGGCGGGGCACGAGCUACACUCCCGAGCGUCGGACAGUUUCGAUCAAACGUCCAACGACGCCCAGAGCGUACUUUCCAUGCAGAACUACGCGGACCUGGAGGUGUCCACACGGCUCGUCGUUGUGCUGGAACGAUUGCCGGAAAAGAUAAUGGACGAAUACCGAUGGCAACUGGAAAUGUACGCGAAUAUGACGCCGGAAGAUAACAGGCUCGAGUUGAUGGAAAUGGCGGACGAGCUGCCGACGGAUGUAAUGUUCGAUGAGGACGAUUUUAUUGAUUACGACGACGAUGAAGAAGAUGAGAAUGAGGAUGAUGCGAAUGAGUUGGCAAGCGGUGAGGAUAAUCCACUAAAUCAGGAACAAUCGAACGAUUCCGGUGGGCAGUUGAAACGAAAGCGAAGCAAGUUCGGCAUCACGCUUCACCCCUGUCCGCACUGUACGAAAAUGUUUAAAUCACGCACCGCGCUACGAAUGCAUGCACUGUAUCAUAGUGGCGAUUUGCCCCACCGCUGUGACGAGUGUGGCGUUCAGUUUAUGCGAUAUAAUCAGCUCGAGUAUCACAAAACCAAAUAUCAUAGUGCCAACAGUGCGACAAUGGCUGCCCGGUAUAGCUGCGACUACUGUCCGCGCAUUUUCCUACGCAAACAGGAUCGUACCACGCACCAAAUGAUGGUGCACGCACGUGAUCAGGCGAAUGCGAUCGACGCAUCGCCCGCAAUGUUGAAGAAAUCCAAACGAAAGGAUUACGUUUGCCGGGUGUGUGAUGCAGACUUUGAAAAGUAUAGACGGUGUCUGCGCCACAUAACAUUACAUCAUGCCGGACCGGAUGGAGUACCGGAAUGUAAACCGAUCAAACUAUGCCAUUGCAGCAUCUGUUCGGGCAUCUAUAAGAAGCGCGAAGAUUGGCACGAACAUCUGAACGAUCAUCCGAGCGUGCGACCGCAUCACUGCGAACAGUGUAUUCGGAGGCGAAGGAAAGCAUCGAGCCGGAAGCAAGUGCACCGCUGCACGCACUGUCCGAAGGCUUUCGAGCACAAACCGAACCUGGCGUCACAUUUGCGCAUACACAUGCAGCAGCUACGGUUUCCCUGUAGCGAGUGUGGCGUCAUGUACGAUCGGUAUCGCGAUCUGUUGACGCACCAGAGUCGAUAUCAUUCUGAAAAUCCUUCCGAAGCGUUUGCACGUGAACCGCUGCAAAAGUGCAACUUUUGUCCACGCGUGUUUACGCGCCAGCGCGACGUCAAGUACCAUCAGGAGCAGGUGCAUGCGGAUCGCAUUGUACCACCCGGAAACGUUGAGGAUGAUAGCGUAGAACCGGAAGCACCAGACGAUGCGGGGAUGGUAACGUUCGGCUUUGGACCGGAGAUGUUUCCUGAGACGAAUCUGCAGGAGCCGGAGCCAGAUCCAGUGCGAAACGAAGCUGUUAGCGAACUGCCGAUAAAACCUGACCCAGAUCAAGACCUCACAUUACAGCAGUAA